Molecule: messenger RNA, 1776 nt
Organism: Nicotiana tabacum (common tobacco)
Lineage: Eukaryota; Viridiplantae; Streptophyta; Magnoliopsida; Solanales; Solanaceae
Product: putative plastid-lipid-associated protein 14, chloroplastic
Biological process (GO): protein phosphorylation
Molecular function (GO): ATP binding; protein kinase activity
Source: RefSeq, a predicted model, not a curated record
AAGGUUAGUUAAUAGACUAGCAGUGUAGUACUAGAUAUUUGGGGAGGCGGACGUAGACACACGGUGGACUCGUGUCGAAAUGCCUCAAACUUAGUCUUACACGCCAUUCUCACAAGCUUCCUUUUCUUCCCUGCAACUCUCUCCUACUAUUUAUACACACAAUUUCUACUUCCCUCCUCUACAGUUUUCUCCACCUCUCUCUAUCUGGAUUCGACGUAAAAUGGCGUGUACGGAAGUAUAUUCAAUUUCAAGUCCAAAAAUGGAAUAUGUUGAAGGACGGUGCUUCAGUUUUAUUAAUUCGUCGACUAGUCUAAAAUUAUGGCCUAUGAUUCGGAGAACGAACUCUCCAAUUCGAAGAGAAAGAAAAUUAGGUGUGAGUUGUUCAUCGCCAAAUACUUUGUCUCCAUUAGGAUCGGAGGAGGAUGCAAGUGUUGUACCUAGCAGUCACUUCUUAGAAGAUGAGUUUAGCCACGUCACGAAGUUCAAAAUGUCCGAUUUUAAGAUACGGAAUCGUGUCAGCAUUGACCUUGGUGGCAGGGGCGAUGAGAUAGUGUUUGAAGCUAUGGUGAAUGAUCCUCAUAGUCCAUUGUAUAAGACCAGAGUUGUACUUAGGCAACUUAUUAGUGCUCGAGCAAAGCGGAGAGGACGUCGUGCGAUAGAGGUAUUGAAGAGACUGGCACGUCGUAAGCUCAUGUAUCAUUCAUACUCGAUGCAAGUUCAUGGGUAUAUCUGCUCAUCCAUGACAGAUGAGAACAGUUCAUUCACCCUAGUCCUUGGGCAUCAUGGAAGUUCUUCACUGAGACAUUGGCUUCAACGAUCUGAUUGGCUUCCAACUCUAGAAGCUACUCUUUCUCUAGAUCAGGAGUCUGUUAGAAGGGUGGGGGAUGAUACAAUAGGAGGGCCAGCUAUUUCUCGACAACUGCGACUAAUCCGGAUCUUAAUGAGGGAUCUCUUGAUUGGAGUGAACUAUGUGCACAGUCAUGGUCUUGCACAUACAGAGUUGAGGCUUGAAAAUUUGCACAUCAGUCCAGUGGAUAAACAUAUUAAAGUAGGUAUAUUGGGAAAUGCUGCUGACUUUAAUGAGGCUGAUACUGUGGAUGGCACAUCAUAUGACAAUAUGGAUAGGAGGAGAAUGAUGAUUGCAUUUGACAUGAGAUGUGUUGGAUUCAUCAUGGCAAAAAUGGUUUUGAGGGAACUCAUGGACCCAACGAUCUUUGCCAAGUUCAAAGCAUUCCUCACCAAGGGAAAUGAUCCCUCCUGUUUGCGCGAGUUUCUUCUACAUGCUGUAAAAAGAAAAUCUUCAGCUGGAAAUUUUGGUAUACAAAUACUUGAUAGAAACUGGGGUGCAGGUUGGCAUUUGCUCUCAUUACUCCUUGCACCUAAACCUUUGGACAGGAUAAGUUGCUUAAAUGCUCUGAGGCAUCCCUUCUUGUGUGGACCAAAAUGGCGUGUAAGCCCAUCUAUUGAUGUAAUCAGAUGGAGUCUUGGCUCAACUACUGUUCGAAUUGCGGAGGAGUACAUUUAUGGGCAGCAGCAGCGGAGUAGGCUUGCUCAUUUCAUUGAAUUAAUGGAGAUGCUAAAUCCUUAUCCAAAACCAAAGCAUUGGCUGGGAGCGUUUCCUGGAAAGUGGCGUCUGUUAUACUGUACUGGUAGACAUAUAGGAUUGACCCUUAGACAGCCUUCUGUUAGAGUACUCAUUGGGGAAGUGUACCUAACAAUAUCUAAAGCAUCAACACCUAAAACAACAUUUUCAGCUGCCUCACAUAUAAGCUUCAC